Messenger RNA from Manihot esculenta (cassava), 2223 nucleotides. RefSeq lists its product as uncharacterized. Lineage: Eukaryota; Viridiplantae; Streptophyta; Magnoliopsida; Malpighiales; Euphorbiaceae. The record is from RefSeq and is a predicted model, not a curated record. The coding region runs from base 641 to 1981 and encodes 446 amino acids. The transcript has a single exon.
UUGAGUGAGGAAUCAAAGAUAAUAAUAAUAAUAAUAAUUGUCAUUUUGGACUCAGCAGAUCUUCUCAUACAUUGAACCUAUUGAACCCUCUACUUAUAAAUAUCCAAAAACACACAUCAGCAUCUAAAUACCCAAAUUCUUUUUCUCCUAUGGGGGCUGUGUGCUUGAUAGGAGAUGUUCUUCUUCCUAGAUUAUCUCAAGGCUGCAUGGGUGUUAGCUAAGUGGAAUUUUUUCUGCUGCAGAUAAGUAGCUUUGGCUUCUCUAUUACUCAACAUUGAAGAUUUUCCAUUUUAAAUUUCUUUCUUUUUGGUUUUAGUUUUGAAUGUUUUGGUUUUUCUUUUUCCCUUUAACUCUUGGUGAAAUUGGAAAUUUUGGAACUGGGUAUGCUAGUGAAGUUUUUCUUUUGAGAUUUGAGCCUGAAUUGAAUAUGCAUGCUUGAGGAUCUAUAUAGAAGGAGGAUUUGAUGAGAUGCUUCAAAAGGCAAAAAUGAGAAAUGGGUUUGGCUUAAGAGCAUAAAGCAUUGUUAACUGACUUCUACAGAGACAAAAAGGAACAAAAAAAAUGAAGGUUCACUAAUUAAUUAAGGUUUUCAGGAAAAUGCAUUCAUGGGUCUGACCUAAUUAGUUCUGAAACAAGUAAAAUGGAAAGGAAUUUUUCACAAGGAGGUUUGAUUCCAGGUGGGGCUUCUUUUGGAGGCCUUGCCUUGCGAGGAUCAAUUAGACUUGGUCAUCAAGCACAGUAUCAGCAUGCUGUACACCAGCAACAACAUCUUUCUCGUCGCCAAGGCUCCUCGAUCCAUCCCUCAGUUCAUGAAGAGGUUCCCCUUACAAUAGGAACUGUAAACAACUCUGAUAAGACCAUUUCACUGAUUAAUUACAACAAGGGAGAUAAGGGGAAAAAUUCUCCUAGUGAUGAGGAUGAGGCCAAUUAUGCAGAAGAUGGUGAUGAUGACCAUAACGAAGCAAGUAGAGGGAAUAAAGGGUUGCCAUGGCAACGUAUUAAGUGGAGCGAUAAGACGGUGAGGCUUUUGAUAACUGCUGUGUCUUACAUAGGUGAGGAUAUAUCUUCGGAGUGUGAUGGUGUGUUGAGAAGAAAAUUAGCAGUUUUACAGAAAAAAGGCAAGUGGAAAUUAGUAUCCAACGUCAUGGCUGAAAGGGGUUUCCAUGUUUCGCCUCAGCAGUGUGAGGAUAAAUUCAAUGACCUUAACAAAAGGUAUAAAAAGCUUAAUGAGAUGCUUGGAAGGGGCACUUCUUGCCAAGUUGUAGAGAAUCCAGAGCUUUUGGAUGUUAUACACUAUCUAACAGAGAAAGAGAAAGAUGAGGUUAGGAAAAUCUUAAGCUCAAAGCAUCUCUUCUAUGAAGAGAUGUGUUCAUACCAUAAUGGUAAUAGAUUGCAUCUGCCUCAUGAUCCACCAUUGCAACAUUCCUUAAAGUUGGCUCUUAGAAGUAAAGAUGAUCAUGAUAAUCAUGAUAUGAAAAGGAACCAACAUGAUGAUCUGGAUGAAAAUAAUCAAGAAGUGGAAACUGAUGAUCAUGAUGAAUUUGAAGAGAACCAUGCUUCACAUGGGGAGAGCAGGGGAAUAUAUGGAGUCUCUAGGGGCUCUAUGAAAAGGUUGAGACAAGGCCAAGCCCAUGACGAUGCUUGUUUCAGGAAUUCAUCUCAGGAUGGUAAUAAAGGUUCUUAUUCUCACCUGCAGAUUGGUCAGGUUGAUAUGAAUCAAAUGUCAUCUGAAAGUACAAGAGCAGCAUGGCUACAGAAGCAAUGGAUAGAAUCUCGCACACUUCAGUUAGAAGAGCAAAAGUUACAAAUUCAACUUGAGAUGUUAGAACUGGAAAAACAGAGAAUGAAGUGGAAAACAUUUAGCAGGAAAAGAGAUCAUGAACUAGAAAAGAUGAGGAUGGAAAAUGAGAGGAUGAAGCUUGAGAAUAAGCGAAUGGCAAUGGAGUUGAAGGGCAAAGAAAUUGGUGCUGAUUUUAAUUAAUUGUUUGGUCCUAUCAUAUUUUUUUCAUCACUUGUGACACUGCUUUCAAUUUUGGUAACAUGCUGUUGAAUGUCUGCAGUAUCUUUUAGCAGAGAGAAUCUUGUUGGAAAUAUUCCUUUGCCUGUUUAUAUUGUGCAAACUUAAGGUAGUGAAAUACCAUUGUUGUUUGACUUCAGUGAAAUGGUACUCUGAAGAUAUUGUGGCAAGAAUAUUUUUCUUGCAAUCUUUUUUUUCCCCUUUUA